Coniosporium apollinis CBS 100218 is the source of this 1569-nucleotide messenger RNA. RefSeq lists its product as uncharacterized. The transcript has 5 exons. Gene Ontology annotation, biological process: mitochondrion distribution. Gene Ontology annotation, cellular component: cytoplasm. The coding region runs from base 1 to 1569 and encodes 522 amino acids. The record is from RefSeq and is a predicted model, not a curated record. Lineage: Eukaryota; Fungi; Ascomycota; Dothideomycetes.
AUGCACGAGAUCGUAACGCUGCAGUUCGGCCAGCAAAGCAACUACAUAGGCACACACUACUGGAACGCUCAAGAAUCCUACUUCACAUACGGAGGCCAAGAAGAAUCACCCGUCGACCAUGACAUUUCCUUCCGACCAGGAAUCGCCCCAGAUGGCUCGGACACCUUUACGCCGCGGGCACUCAUCUACGAUUUGAAAGGUGCCUUCGGAUCUCUGAGAAAAAUCAAUGCGCUGUACGAAGCCCAAGAUGAUGCCGCUGCGGGGAGCCUGUGGUCCGGCCCCACAACCACCCAAACCGCCCCGCAGAUCCCUCCCUCCCCCUACCAACAACACCUCGACGCCGGCCUCUCCCCACCACCCUUAACCUCCCAAACAGUGCGCUACUGGUCCGACUACGCCCGCAUCUACCAUCACCCGCGCUCUUUGAUCCAGCUGCCCGACCUCUCGCUUGGGGACCGGCUACUCCCGUUCGAGAACUGGGAUCUCGGCACCGAGCUUUUCGAGAACCUGGACCGCGAGCAUGACUUACUAGAUCGGGAUCUGAGACCCUGGGUCGAGGAGUGUGACCAGCUGCAGGGAUUCCAAAUUUUUGCGGGCGCGGAUGAUGCGUGGGGUGGUUUUGCGGCGAGGUGGGUGGAGCGCAUGGAGGAUGAGUAUGGGAGGAAGAGUGUGUGGGUUUGGGGGAUGGAGGAUGGGGUCAGGGGUGCGAGGGAGAAGCAGUUACAAAAGCUUGUCAAUAUUGCGAAGUCUCUCUACGAGCUGUCCACACAGGCGUCUGUCUACGUCCCGGUCUCGAGCAAGCCGAUCAGCGCGCCGGCGUAUCUGAACCUGGACGAGACGUCCAGGUGGGAUACGUCUGGCUUGCAGGCCGCAGCGAUAGAAAGCAUGACACUGCCGUCGCGCCUCAGAACGAGUGGCGGACAACGCGGGACAUUACAGGACAUGGAAGCAGCUUUCAACAGCGACGGUAAUCGAAGGAUUGCCAAGUUCGAGUUCAGCGUUGCCGAUGAAGAUGCGCUGAAGGAGACCCUAGACUCCAGGGUUCCGCAGAUGAAUGAUAGUCGUACAAAGGUCAGGAUCACGGACGCGCAGGGCACAGGCGACGAACCGCCGCAACUGGCUGAGUUCGAUAUGGAUCUUUCUGCCAGCGACUUUCCUAAGACGACUCAGAGGAGGCUUGGGAGAAAGACACAUGUGUUCGGAGGCGCUGAGACGUCGCGAGGGCUGUGGAAGACAGAGGAAGAGGUUAAUGCAGACAAGGGCGCUUUGAGGAACAGGUUCGAUGAAGGACCGAAAAUACACAGAUACCACACACCCCUGCUCUUUCCCAUUCUCGACAGCUUUCCACGCAUUUUCAGAGUGAGUAAUGCUACAAGCUCAGGAAAAGUCGCGGUACGGUCGGCGCUAUCCACUUCGACUUCGGUGGCAGAUCGCAUCCGGAACAUCGAGCAAGUGGUACGCCGGCUGGUGAGUCUCGACGAGCGUGAGGCGCUCUGCAAUGGGCUACGGAAUAUCUGUGAAGAGUACGAAGAGGGUUGGGAUAGCGAAUCAGAGGAAGAAGACGACUGA